Molecule: messenger RNA, 1533 nt
Organism: Cherax quadricarinatus
Lineage: Eukaryota; Metazoa; Arthropoda; Malacostraca; Decapoda; Parastacidae
Source: RefSeq, a predicted model, not a curated record
GGGGUGGCGGCCGCCGCCAUUUUGGUAACGAGACUUUCUGAAGGAGUGAGGACGGUGCUGCUCACACCCGCCACCUCCAGGAAGGUAAUCAUGUCAAAUUCUCUUAGCUCCUUCCUCGUUCGAAGCUCAAGUCAAGCAGCAGUACCAUUUGAAGGGGAGACAUCAUGUUCACCAUUGUCUGCAGGAGCUUUUUUGACUGGGUUAACAACUAGCCCACAUGUAUCUAAUUCCUUCCUUACAGCAACAUCACAAACUUCUGAUUCAGCAUUUCUGACUAGUCAAGCAGGAACCUCAAAAACAUUUCUCAGCCUUUCUGAAUCCUCAGAAACAGCUGAAACAUUUCUUUCAAGUACAGAGGGAGAUGUAAGCACUGCUGAAGAGGUGCUCUUGAGCAGAAAUGUAGGUGAAUAUGAAGAGGUAGCACAGGGUCCAAUGCUAUACUUGGUUCCUGCUACUGGUCUUCAUGUAUUAGUUCACCAUCUGCCUCACUCCACACAAGAGUCUACAGGGCCUCAGUUACCAGGAGAUGACAGUUCUCAGGAACAGUUUGUGGUUGUGGGAGCACUGCAGUCUGAAGAAGAGCAAGUUAUAAUGGAAGGGUCCCUCACUGAACAUCCCCCAGGAAACACUUCUCAUAUAUCUGUUGAUACAGCAUCCUUGAUUACCAACAAGUUGAUGAAUAAGACAUUUGCAAGGGCAGACACUGAGUAUCCUAGAGAGACUGAGAGGAAACCAAAGAAGGGAAGCUAUAGUCAUCGCUAUUCUCAAGGAGUGCAGACCGCAUACCCUCUUCAACCAGGCAUGCUUAUUGGUCAUCGAAAGUCUCGCACAUACAAUCAAGAAGAGAUAGAAGAAAAUAAAUCAGAUAAUACCGAAAAUCGUAAGCGUCGUGUUCGAGCUCCAAAAAAUCUCCAGGAGCAGUAUUGGCUUCAUAAGCAGAAACCCAAACCAGUAUUCUCAAAGGAGGUUGAAAGAACUUUCAAUGACAGGACAGUUAUGUCUUGGACAAUUGUGUCCCAGGCAAAUGCAUCACAGUUAUUGGUGUCCUUGGACAUUGGUGUCCCAAUAUAUUGGUCGAUGUGUCAGUUGCACCUGUGGAAGGCCCAUGGAAUAGAUAUAGACCUUUUCACAUGUGGAAUUUGUCAAACAUAUAAGACAUGUACACAGCAGAGACUUGUAAUUCACCAGAAAACUCAUUCAGAUACUCGAGACCAUAUUUGUAAGGUCUGUGGAAAAGGCUUUAGACAACUGGCACAACUCCUAAACCAUCAAGUUCUACAUAUAACCAAUGCCAAGAAUCUUCCUUCCUGGGCACAAAAGGGGUACUGUAAUGAAUGUAAAAGAUGGUUUUGGGAUAAGAAGUCUUUAAAAAUUCAUAUUAGUGCAGUACAUUUGAAAUUGAAACCUCAUGCCUGUCCUCACUGCUCAUAUAGAUGUUCAAGAAAGUUUGACCUAAAAGUUCAUCAAAGGGUGUUUAACUUCAACCGCAAAUCUCCUUUAAGAACCCUCGACAAUUGUGUGGCAGCAGUGUAA